Lepus europaeus (European hare) is the source of this 510-nucleotide messenger RNA. It is a transcript of the gene NDUFA6, whose product is annotated as NADH:ubiquinone oxidoreductase subunit A6. The transcript has 3 exons. Bases 55 to 447 code for a protein of 130 amino acids. Gene Ontology annotation, biological process: response to oxidative stress. The record is from RefSeq and is a predicted model, not a curated record. Lineage: Eukaryota; Metazoa; Chordata; Mammalia; Lagomorpha; Leporidae.
AGCCGCACGCGCCGGUGGAGAAGCGGGUGAAGCUGAGGUGCUUGCCUUCGCAAGAUGGCGGCGGGCGGCCUCACUCGCGGUGCCGCCGCUGCUGCGGCUGGCACCUUUGUGAAGCCCAUUUUCAGUCGGGACAUGAACGAAGCCAAGCGGAGAGUGCGCGAGCUGUACCGCGCCUGGUAUCGGGAGGUGCCGAACACGGUGCACUUAUUCCAGCUAGACAUCACUGUGAAACAGGGUCGGGAUAAAGUCCGAGAAAUGUUCAUGAAGAAUGCACAUGUUACAGACCCCAGGGUGGUUGAUCUGCUGGUCAUUAAGGGAAAGAUGGAACUGGAAGAAACAAUCAAAGUGUGGAAGCAGCGGACACAUGUUAUGCGGGUCUUCCAUGAGACAGAAACACCAAGGCCAAAGGAUUUCUUGUCCAAGUUCUAUGUUGGCCAUGACCCAUGAAGUCACUCAGUGGAAAGGUGAAUGUUGCGAUGUAAUUAUUUUAAAUAAACUCAUUAUACAACA